Lytechinus variegatus (green sea urchin) is the source of this 4110-nucleotide messenger RNA. RefSeq names its product neuferricin-like. The record is from RefSeq and is a predicted model, not a curated record. Bases 81 to 917 code for a protein of 278 amino acids. NCBI's taxonomy places the organism in Eukaryota, Metazoa, Echinodermata, Echinoidea, Temnopleuroida, Toxopneustidae. Gene Ontology annotation, cellular component: membrane; endomembrane system. The transcript is spliced from 4 exons.
GUUGAAGCGAAAACGUAGGUUGAAUUGCAAGGAAAAGACAGAUGUAAGAUGUAAGGAGCAAUGUAAAUACAACUUACGAGAUGGCUUCAUCUGGAUAUGCUAUAGGAUUCCUGGUUGCUGUCAUCGCCAUUGCUGCAUUCUACAUCAUUCCUGACUCUGACCCCAGGAUUGUCCAAUUACAGUCUCAGGUCAACACCCUCACCUCUGAGGUCGUGGGUCUAUUUUCUCGUGAAAAUGUUGCAAAAAUGACCAGUCCAGAAAAUGUUGAGGACUCUGGAAAACUGUUCACUGUAGAUUCAUUGAAGGCAUUUGAUGGAAGCAAGAAUAGCCCUGGACUUCACAUAGCCAUUAUGGGGAAGGUCUUUGAUGUCAGCAAGGGGGAGAAACACUACGGCCCGGGAGGGGGAUACAGCUUUUUUGCUGGGAGGGACGGCUCCAAGGCUUAUGUGUCUGGAGAUUUCACUGAAGAAGGACUGAUACCAGAUGUAGCGGGGCUUACCCCUAAAGAUAUGGUUGGCAUUGAUGAUUGGGUCUCAUUCUUUGAAAAAGAAUACACUUAUGUUGGAAAACUGAUUGGUCACUUUUACAAUGAUGAGGGAGAGCCAACGAACAACCUGAGGGCAGCGCACAAGGCCAUUGAGGAAGGAAGGAAAUUGAAAUCAGAUGAAGCUGAUCACAGGAAUAAGUAUCCUCCAUGCAACUCAGAAUGGAGGCAAUCAUCAGGUUUAAGACUCUGGUGCUCAAAUAGGAGCGGAGGCAUUUCACGAGAUUGGAUUGGUGUUCCUCGUAAGCUCUUCAACCCUGGUACCAACAAAUGGCGCUGUGCGUGCAUCAAAGAAUCUGAGCUACACAAUCCUCAUCUUCGUCUGUAUGACAACUGUCCUCCUUCAUCUGUUUCCUGUGUUGGUGAUGCCUGAAAGAUAUGUUCCUCAUGCUAUGGCUAGGGAGAUGCAUUUGUAAACAAUUUUCCCCUAAAUUGUUUUUACUUUUCCAUCAUGAAAGUCGUAAGAUAAAUUGUUGGCAAUCAAACAUGUGUCUAUACAUUAUAGAGGGCAUCUCUCCUUGGGCACUUUGAAUUUUGUCAUUUACCAAAUGCCCAUCUUUUUCAUCAAGAUUUUACAAAUUCACUCAUCUUAUUGACUAAUGAAAUGGCACCAUUUGGUUGCUUAUCAUACCAGCUUUUAAAAUGCUGUUGAUAAGUUUUGUGAAACUGAGUCCUUUAUCAAAUUGAAGAAAUGUAGGCCUUAACCAACUCAUGCAAAAGCUGACUAACGAAAACCAGCACAAGGGUGUUGAUUCACAAACAACAGCAAAAAUCAAUUUGCUAAAAGCUUUAAAAAUAAAAUCCUCAAAGUAUUGAAAUCAACUCAUUUAAAAUUGAUUUUAGCUGUUUGUGAAUCACCUUCCAAUGCUCAAGCAAUAAAUCCAAGCAUUGUUCCUCAGAUUUAAGCAUGAACAGUUUUAAGUUCUAUAAAUUAAAUCUCCAAAGGAGUCAUAUAUCUCCAUAGAGUUUGGAUUUGUAGUUGUGAUAUAUAACUUAUCAUGAGCACACUUAUUUUUUUUAAAUAAAAUAAAAAUCUUGAAACUGGUGUUAGGGCUCAAAAUAAGAUUUUUGUAAGGUCAAGGUUAUUUUUAAAAGGGCACUCCCAACUAGGGGCAAAGUGGCCUUGGAUACCCCAAAAUUUCAAGAGGCAUCAAGGCUAUUUUAAAGGGCAUCUAUUUCUGGUCAAAAGGACACCAAGGCCGAGUUGUCUAAAAUGACAAGUAGCACAACAUAUCAUCAUAAGGCUCUUCAGUAUCAGAAUUAUGCGAUACACACACCCUAACUUACAUGAGCCUGACUUAAGCCACACUGACUGCAAAUUGAACUUAGCUGAAACAAAUUUUUUUUUUAGGAUGUAGUAUUGGGACCAGGUCUUCCCUUAGAACUGUGCCACCAUUGAUUGACAGCUGACUUGGCAUCAAAGCUCCCUGGCUGGGGUUCUGAGUCUUGAUCCUCAGAAGAUCAUUGAUUGUGCUUGUUGAAAGUCUGGGCCGCAAAUCUCUUUGGCAACACUGAUGGAAAACUGUGGCAUAUUGGUUAAACUUGCCUGUUUUGAUAAUUUUUCUCUUUUUCUGGCCUUGUCUAUCACAUAAGACUGCUUCUUUUUAAUUUGUUCCACUGUUCUAAAAAACAAAGUUUUUUUCAAAAUUUUCAUGAUUUUUUAUUGCUUAUAAUACGCCACACUUUGCUUCUCUCAUUGGAAGUUACAGAUUAUGGAAUUAAAGUUCAAGACUAAACAAGUUGUUUUGUUUCUUAUAAGUCUUGGUGAAAUUCUCUCUUUAUGCUCUCCUCUAUAUUUGAUGAGGUUUGUGCCAGGAUUUUGCCAGUGUUUUCCUUUUUUCAAUUUUGAUCAAAAUUGCCAUAGGCAGCUACCAUACAAAAUGUAAUUAUUUAUCAUCAAUUAGUACCUAUCUCUUGACAUCCAGAAAGUUGUCUUUCUUCCUUCAACACCAAUAUUGACUUUUGAAUUUCCACUGUUGCAUGCCUAAGAAAAACAGCUUGGAGAUCUUUCAAAAUUGAAAGCAAGUAUCACCAUCAUUUCUUUUCUUCAUUGAUAUCCACCACAGUCUGAUUCUUUACUCCAUUUUGGUUCACAUAUGAAGUGGGUCAUCCUGGAUGUAUCGAUUUCAACAUGGAAACCUGGACCCUUUAUUGAUACCGUUAUUUUUAACAGAAUUUUAAAUGCAGACUGUCCAACCUGCAUUAUUGCCUUCAUAGGUAUAUCUGUACAACAUAUGAUGUGAAUUUUUAAAUAAUAAUCAUAUUGGCCAUUACUUGAUCUGUAUAAAAACAGGCAUCUUUAGGAAGCAUACUGAAAUGCUCCCACUCUUUCCAAUUUCGUACACGCCAAAAUUCACCAUGUGCUCAAUCUCUUACAUGUCAGAUCUCGCUGUAUGUUCACAUGCUACAUGCAUUCACAAUUGAUUAAUGCUAAAUAACAAUCUUUCAUGCUAAAUAACAAUCUUUCUCAAUUGGUUUUAAGUUCAAAGUUAAUACAGUUUAUGUAACAAUUAUGACACAUUCAGAUUGUGAAUAACAACAAUUAAGGAUAUACGUCAUUUUACUGAUUAUUCUGGAUUUCUGACAUCUAUCAUUGAUUCCGAUCUUCUCUGUAUAAGCUUGUAUUCUUCCCACACUUCUUAUAUGUAAUGUGCCCUCUUAGGCAAGAAUCUUCAGGCGCUACAAUAUGAAAGUCGCUUCCUGAUGUAAAUGACAUUGUUCUGAAAUAAGAAACAAUUUGAUUAUACUGUAUAUCAAUGGAAUAUGUGUUUUUGAUAAUUAUUUAAAAAAAAUCAGUUUACCUGUACCAUGGACCUAGUAGGUCCAUGCCUGUAUCUACCUGUAACAUAAAGGAAAGUUAUGUAUUCCGAUGGGUGCAAUGUUAAGGACUGCCUUUUACAUCUUCCAGAUAAAUCUGGAUUUUUUUUUUCCGAAGGUGUAAGUGCAGUUUGUAUUGAAGUAUACAUAUAUGCCCUACACUAGUUUUUUAUCACCAGCCAUUUUCUAGCAGCAGAAAUUUUGAUAUCAUGACAUCCAUAUCACUCUCUUAAUUUUCUCUCUGAAUUGACACCACAACUCUGUAUUAGUAUCAAAUUUAACAAAGUUUCAAUUUUUAUUUGAGAAAUUAAUGACUGUUAGAUGGGUUAAAUAUUAAUAUUGUGCUUGUUACAAUACUUGAGAGAUAGAAAACUCCAAUACUUGAAACACAUAUGUUUUUAAUCUCCAUCGAGAAUGAAAGUAUUUAAAAACUCGUAGUAAGAGGCCAUUUAUCUUCAGCGCUUUUUUUGUAUUUCACUUUAACAUGUAUGGACUGGUUUGAUUACAUGUAUUCAAGUGCAAUAUAAAGUAUAAUAAUACUCAGAUAAAUGCAGUACAAACUGAUAUUCUUGAAGAUAUAUAUUUUUUUCUCUUUAAUUUCAAAUGUACUAUUUUCACAUCAAAAUCACAGUCCACUCUUACAACAAAUCCACUUUUAAGUAAAUGAAUGAUAUUAAACAAAAUAUAGGCUGCAACUUCCAAACAUGCCUUGUCAGUGUCUUGCAGGAAAAAAAAACUUGUAACAUAGA